Talaromyces stipitatus ATCC 10500 is the source of this 1515-nucleotide messenger RNA. RefSeq lists its product as uncharacterized. Bases 1 to 1515 code for a protein of 504 amino acids. NCBI's taxonomy places the organism in Eukaryota, Fungi, Ascomycota, Eurotiomycetes, Eurotiales, Trichocomaceae. The record is from RefSeq and is a predicted model, not a curated record. The transcript has 4 exons.
AUGGUCGAGCGAGUCAAAAUCCCAGCCUGCAAAGGCCCAGCAGGUCACACCGGGCUUGAUGGCUCCCGGUGGUAUGGGAUGAUCGGCGCGUGGGAGAUCCAGGGCUUCGUGAUAUGUGAUGCGUGCUAUCACGAUCUGGUGGCGUGGAGUCAGCUCAGGAGAUACUUCACCACGACGCCGACGAUCAAGUCGGACGAGGGAUCAUGGACGUGCGAUGCGGCGGUGCCGCUAAUAAAGGAAGGACUCCGUCGGGCGACCACGUCACCCAACCUCUGGGAUGACCUGCACCUCCUUUUCAGAAGACGGAUGGAGUAUUCCUCUUGUAUGGAGAUGAAGAACCUCCAGGCUCGCUCGACACAUUGGUACGGCUCUAAGGCGGUCCCCGACCUGAUUGUGUGCACGACAUGCUACCUGGACCACUUCGUGUUGGACCACGCCAGGUCGUGGGAGCUCCUCUCCCUCACGGCAGAGAAGCAACAGCAGCAACUCGAUUGUGCGAUGCAUACAGUUCAAAUAUAUUCCGCUUGGGUUGCCUGUAAACGAGUCAGCAUCGCUGAAAAUACCGACGAGUACGACGGCUUCGAGGAUCUGGCCAGAAUAAUCCUCAAGUCCCCUCCCUGCAGUACAGAGGACAUGCGCAACGCCACCUGGUACACCCCACAGGAUUGCACCGGCGAUGCAUUCGCCAUCUGCAAACGGUGCGUCCUAGCGUUCAUGGUCGGUCCCGGGUUCGCCACGGAGUUCAAAGAAGUCAACUUCCGGCGUAAUGGCAACUGGGUCUGCGAUUUGAACCCUGCAACGCCACGGUUCCUUAAGUAUCUCGCAAAAUACGAGGCCGCCGUGAAGCGAGAAAACUUCUCCAUCUUCUCCGAAUUUGUGUCGGAGUAUGCACCAUUGCCCGAUUUACUGGAAACCCGAAGAAUGGCGGAUUACAAAGAGAUCAUUCAUUCAUCACACUUCACAUUUCUAGUUGGCGAGGACCAGACUCCCUUGACAAUCUACACAGCAGUUGUGCAAAAUAAUUCAGAUCCGUUGUACGCUCUUAUCAGCAAUGGUCAUAUGAAGGAGUCUAAUACUGGAAAUGCGGCUCUUGAGGAUGUGGAAGUAGAGACUUUUAUGGGCUUCUGCGAAUAUGCGUAUACCGGUGCCUAUGUUACUCCUGACCGUACUUUAUCUCAAGAUGAUGAAGGUCGACAUUUGGGUCAUGAGCCAGCAUCGUCCUCACCGGAUCCCAAUGGUCUCUUCCAUGCGAAACUAUAUGUUUUCGCAACAAAAUACCUUAUCGAACCCUUACGCAAACAAUGCCUGAUCUUUAUUCACCGAGACCUCUGUAGCUUCUCACUGAAACGUGAGAGCACGCCCGUUAUUCUUGACUUGCUGGACUUCACCUACGCGCACUCUGGGCGAGGUGAGCCUGGUGGAAAAUCUCUACUUCGCGAUUUGGUCAUUCACUAUGCCGCUCGUGAGGCACGGACCCUCGCCGACGAUCUGGAUGUCUCUGCCCUCGUUGACUGA